AUGUCAGGUUACGACGAAGGGUAUACCUUUCCUCCAAACGAUGACUUACAAGUUCCUGAAGAAGAAGAGGGGAAUGAGGAAGUUAAGCCUCAGGACGUGGACUUUUACGCCGUUUUAAAUGUUGCUAAAGAGGCUACUGAAGAUGAAAUAAAAGAAGCAUAUAAAAGAUUAUGCAGAACGUUCCACCCGGAUAAACAUGUAGAUCAAGCAGAUAAGCUAGCAGCUGAGACAAAAUUUCAGGUUAUUCAGAAAGCUUAUGAAGUGCUCGUCGACAAGACAAAACGCGCAAUAUACGAUAUGUUUGGGGAAGAAGGGCUACGCACUUCAUGGGAUGUGGGAAUGAAGCUUAAAACACCGCAAGAGUUGAGAGAAGAGUUCGAGCGACAGAUGAGAGAACGUCGUGAAAAAGAUCUUGACAACCUAGUAAAAUCACGAGGAGACAUUCAUAUAAAUAUCGAUGCCUCACAAGUCUUUUCGCCAAAUAAUCGUGCUUAUCGUCGCAAUCAAAGAUUACCCGCAUAUCCAUCGAGAAGCAGCAAUAAUAUAUUUGACAACUUUGAACUCAAACAAUUAUUCCUUAAACACUCGUUUGAGGUGCCGGUUGAUCCGCAGACACAAGUCUCAAUCAUUGGUCAAAUGGUCACAAGAAAUGGAAUCGGAAGUGGUAAUAUUGUGGGAUCACUACGGCAUACAUUUUCGCCUACUUUCUGGGCUGAGAUUGGAUCAUCAUUCAUUCAACCACGCAUGCUGACAGCAAAAGCGUUUUAUAACAUCGAUCAUGAUAGUCUUACGACGCAAUCUUAUGCAGUGAGUUCACCUCCAAUGAUUGCAGUCACCGCAGGAAGGAGAAUAGGCGCUCGAACAACUGGUUACUUGACAUACAAGACUGGUGCAUGGAGUUUGGGGCCUUGGGGGAGAUAUAAUGAUUCAAUGUUUGCACGGAGAGAAAAGUCGGCUGUGGCUAUUGGACUGAGUCGGGGGGGCGAGAAGAGCGCACUCGGGUUGGAAUUGCAGACAGGAAUUAUACAAUCCCACAUCUCGGCAAACUAUACACGUAGUAUUUUUUCCGACUACCAGCUUCGUACGUCAAUAAUACUCUCCACAGUAGCUGGUCUUACUGCCAUGAUAGCCGGAGAUCGGAAGAUAACGGCGAACACAAAAGCCGGGAUAUCCAUUGAAUUUGGUUAUCCUAAUGGGAUUAUGUACAGACUCAGGGUGUCCCGCCUAGGACAGAGAGUAACCAUACCAUUCAUCAUAUCACCUGACCUUGACCUUAAGCUGGUGUUUUGGUUGACUGCUAUUCCAUUGGCAACAACUAUUAUAUUAGAUCAAGCUAUACUAAAACCACAAAGGAAGAAAAAACGGGCCGAUAAACUCGCAGCAAUAAGAGAAUAUCACGCAGAGCUGAUAUCUACUCGUAAACGCGAAGCAGAGGAAUCGCAGCGCCUGCUUCGACCGACUGUUGAGCGUAAAAUAGCUUCUGAACGUGAAAAGGAUGGUCUAAUAAUCGUCGAAGCUUUAUAUGGAAAUCUAAGAAAAUUAAAUGAUGGCAUCACGACGGAAGGUGGGGAGGUCUUCGAUGUUACAGUGGCUGUUCAGGCAUUAGUUCAUGAUUCACAGUUGGUCAUUCCCGGUGGACGGUCGAAGUCGAGUAUUAUGGGAUUUUACGAUCCGUGUCUUGGAGAGAAGAAACAGUUGAGGAUAAAAUAUUUGUUCAAGCGUAAAGAGCAUGAAGUAAUAAUGGAUGAUACGGCACCCGUUGCAUGUCCGUUGCGCUCCCACAUAAUCUCUGAUACCUGA
This is a messenger RNA of Paraglomus occultum, 1800 nucleotides long. NCBI's taxonomy places the organism in Eukaryota, Fungi, Glomeromycota, Glomeromycetes, Paraglomerales, Paraglomeraceae. The record is from the annotation of a GenBank genome assembly.